Messenger RNA from Chaetura pelagica (chimney swift), 3819 nucleotides. RefSeq names its product coiled-coil domain containing 171 (gene CCDC171). The transcript has 24 exons. The record is from RefSeq and is a predicted model, not a curated record. The coding region runs from base 1 to 3819 and encodes 1272 amino acids. NCBI's taxonomy places the organism in Eukaryota, Metazoa, Chordata, Aves, Apodiformes, Apodidae.
AUGGACAUCAUGAGUUUGUUGUCUUCAGUCAGCCAUGCUGUCACAGAAUCUGAAUGCUUAUGUAGUGCCAAGUGUGAGUCACAGUUACUACAAAAUUGCAAUGAAUCAGAACUGGAGACUGCUGAAGAUUUGAGAAGAAAACUCCGUCAAGCUAAAAAAGAAAAAUUAGACUUAAUAAUUAAACACAAUCAUCAACUGUCCAGCUACGAAAGCCAGAUUGUCAAAUUACGGUUGGAAUGUGAGAAAGGAGUCGUUGUUCGACAAAGUCUGGAGUAUGAUUUAGAAAUUGCCAGGAGAGAUGCUCGCCUGGAAAUGUGUUCUGCAAAAGAGGAGCUAAGUGAUGCAAAACACAAACUUGUAGAACUGCAAGUAUUAAAUGAGGAACUUCAGCAGAAAGUGACGGAGACUGAGAAAACAUUUCAUAUUGCUCAGCAGAAGUGGAAGGAACAGCAGCAAAGACUUGCAAGUGAGAAGGAUUGUAUCCGCAGAACUUUGAAGAGUGAAAAUGAAUUGCUUCUUAAGGAAAGAACCAACUUAGCAAGUGUUUUGCAGGAGCAGAAUAAUACACUGCAGAAUUUAUGCAAGAAAAUGAAAGAAGUGGAGGUGGAACACACUGGCUGUGCUGAACUGUUGAGGCGUCAGGCUACUGAGCUUGAAUGUAGUGCUGAACGGGAGCAGCGACUUAAACAAGAACUUGAAGCAGCUACAGUGAGAAUAAAGAAACUGGAAGAAAACAUUGAAGUAGAGAGAGCAGCGCAUUUGGAAUCCAAAUUAAAUUCAGAGCUUAUCCAGUUAAGAAUUCAAGACCUUGAAGAAGCUUUACAGGUGGAAAAAGCCAGCCAAGCAAAAGCUCUUUCGGAUUUAGAAACGAUCAAGAAAGAGUUCAAAGAGGUAGAAAAUGCAUAUGAGAGAGAAAAACACAAUGCCCAAGAGAACGUGGAAAAACUCAAUGUGUUAGAAAAAGAGUGUUUCUCCAUAAAGAAGCAAAUGGAUGAGAAGAUAGAGGAAAAGAAGAAGAUAAUUAAAGACCUCUCUGAGACACUAGUAUCUAAUCAAAACACCUGCAGAGAAUUACAGGAGGAACUUGUAGUGGCCAAGAAACACCAGGUCUUUCUAACAGAGACGUAUGAAAACAACAUGAAAGAGCUGAAGUUACCCUUGGACAGCUUUGCUAUGUCAGGCCAGCGGACAGCAGGCACUGGUAAGGACAAAGAUAAACCUCUGGGCCUCUCUGACCUUGAGACUUUGAGCUGUAACUUGACAGCUUACCAGAACAAGCUGGAAGAUAUGUCUAAUGAGCUUUGGAAAUUGAAGGUUUUGUGUGGAAAGAUGGCAAAAGAACUUGAGAUAUCCAAAGAAGAAAUAUGUACUUUAAGUCAAGAACUUAAGGAAGCUCAGGAUGACCUAGCUGAUGCCAAUAAAGAGUUAAAUCGUCUGCACACUAAGUAUUCAGACAGAGAGACUUUAAUAGGAACUUUAAAAAUGGAACUACAGAGUGUACGGCAAUGCUGGGAGAAAGAGAGAGUACGUGCCACAGAAUCUGAAAAUGAAAUCCAGAAGCUUACCAGGGCUUACCAGAAGGAUAUGGAGGAGAAGCUAACCUUCCUCCAUGGCUUAUACCAGCGUUUGGUAGCAGGCUGCGUGCUUAUAAAACAACCAGAAGGCAUCAUAGAUAGAUUCUCUUGGUCUGAGCUUUGUGCAGUCUUGCAGGAGAAUGUUGAUGCCCUGAUCUUAGACCUCAGCAGGGCUAAUGAGAAGAUAUCUCACCUAGAAUAUGUUUGUAAGAGCAAGUCCGAUACUAUGAAGGAGCUUCAGCAGAGCCAGAAAGAGGCUUUUAGGAAAAUGGCUGAACAGAUGAGAGCACGGGAAAGCUGUUGGCAGAAACAAAAAAAGUACCUGGAACAGCAGUACUUAGGUCUCCUUGGGGAAGUUUGUGCAAGGGCACAGGAAUUCCAAAAAACAGCAGAGAAGAACAAGGAAAAAACUGAUGACCUUGAAAGAAGAUUGGAGACACUGGGUCUUGAAAAUGUUUCUGUGAAAAAUACACUAAGGAAAGUUCAGAAGGAGCAUUCAUCUCUCCUGGUUGCUUGUGCACUAUUGGCAGGUGCCCUGUAUCCUCUCUAUGGCCGAUCAUGUGCUAUGUCUUCCCAAAGAGCUCUUCUCCAGCAUCAGGUUGACAUUUAUGAAUCAGUGAAACAGGAGAUUAGAACCCUAGUUCAUGCUCUCUCUGAUAUAGGGGAAAACAAUCAAGAUGAAGCCAAACUGAAGAAAAGAAAACUCAAAGGCCUGAUUUGUGUGUUCCGAAGAGGUGUGAUUGCAGUUUUGGCAGCUAACAGACUGAAGGUUUUAGCACAGUCUUCUAGUUCUGUCUUCUCCUGGGUAAAUGGCUCCAAAGAAGGCAAUGGAAUGCUAAUUUGUAUAGGAGACUCUAAAGGCAAGUGCAAUCUGUCAAGUCACAAAGUCGGACAAAUUGACUGUGGUGAAGCACUCAGAUGGUUUACUAGUUCUAACCUCCUUGCUUCAGUAAUCAGUUCUGUCACUGAAUUACAGGAUGUUAUUCACAAAACAGAUCCGAAGCCCUGGCUUGCUGGACACUUACUCGUAAGUGCAGCCAGGAACUCCUUUUCAGAACUUAUGCACAAGCUGAAAGUAAUAAUGCAGACUGUUCCACUAGACAGUAACAGAAGAAUUAUUCACUUGGAGAAAGACUCCUUGGUACAGAGGCUGGCUCAUGGACUUCAUAAAAUAAAUACCGAGGCCCUGGGAACUGGAUUGUGUGACAGACUGCCCAUUAUGGAAAGCGUAGCAUGCUUGCGGAAGCAAAUGCUAGAAUUUAUACAAAGACUUCGUUCAGCAGAGGUGGAACGCCACUCACUGCGCCUGAAACUUGCAGAAUUUAAAUGGAAUUUCAGUGAGUUAAAGAUAGAAAAUGACAAAUCCCAGGGCCUGAAAAAGAAAUUAAAUACAUUGAAGCAAUCUAAACUGAUCACCUCUGAGAAGUUUGAAAGUGUAUGUGAAGAAGUAAAUAAUGCAUUAUACUGGGAGGAUAAGGCAAAAGUGCUUUUGAGUGAACAGGCCCAGCAGCUGCAGGAGUUAAAUAAUAAACUAGAAUUGCACUCCACUGACGAACAAGAAAAAACUCAAAUUUUAAGUGAAACUGUAAAGAGACUCUCUGAGACAAAGAUGGAGCUGAGAAGGAAAGAUCAAUCUCUGCGUCAGCUCAAUAGACUUCUUACCCAGCUGGAGCAGGACAAGCGUCGACUGAAAGAGAACAUCCGUGAUGCAGAGAGUGCCCUCUGCAUGGCAGUGAAAGACAAAGAAUUGAUUAUUAGUCAUAUGAAAUCCGUGGAAGCCUCUCUUCAAAAGGUCAGAGAUCAGACCUUGCUGUCACGGACUGCGGCAACCAGGAAUGACUUCACCCUGCAGCUACCCAAACUGCACCUAGAGACCUUUGCAGUGGAAGGGCUGAAGGGCAGACCAGAGGUUGUAGCAUUUCAGGCUAUGAUUGAAAGUUUUAUGGAUGUCUACCAACUUGCAAGGUCCAGAAUUGACAUGUUAGAGAGAGAAGCAUCAUCUCAUCAGCUUCAUAUUGCAGCCCUGAAGUCCAGUCUCCAAAAAGCUUGUCUUCAUGAAAGUCAGAGCUUAGAAUUGGAGCUCCUUGCUUAUCCACGCAGGCCUCCUGGCUCUACUGCCUGCCUUCCUCUUCGCUGGAACACAUUGCUCCUGGGCACGGAGGAGGUGAUCUUUGAAUAUGGAUCAGCUUUCCCGGGCUCCUCUCCAGGGCUUUGUCCCAUGGUAUCCUACCAAGCAGAUUCUUGA